AUGAGUAUGGUUAAUGGGCAAGUCUUAAAUCCUAAUGCUAGCCAUUCCGGUAAAAUUGGAAUCCCUAGUGAGAUUGAGUAUUUAAAAAAAAGUGAAAUAGAUCGAGACAAUAUAAAUGGUAUAGACAAUCUUACAGCAUAUAGUAGUGUCCCUAUGAAUGCUAAAAUAAAUUCUAAUGUAAAUACAGAAAGUGUAAUACAACAAGAUUUAUGUAUAUCUAAUACUAGUAGUGUUUCAGGCAAAUGUAUACCAAGCACACCUAUAUCAAUGGGAUUAAAUGGGGGAUCAAAUUAUUAUAAUGAAGUAUAUAUGAGUGAAAAUAAUUUGAAUAAUAAUAAAUAUGAUAGCUUGAUUUCUAAAGAUAAUUAUAUUAACAAAGAAAUGGAAAAUAAUUGUUUAUCUAAUAUGAAUAACGGGAAUGAAAAUGGAAUUAUAGAACCUGGGAAACCAUUUGUGGAUUCAUGUACAAACGAACAAAAUGAAGAGGAUCAAAAAUAUGAUAUAAAUCUUAAUAGUGAAAUUUUAAAUGGUGAAAUAGUAGAUAGUGAAAUAUUAAAUAAACAAAUGGUAGCAUCUGAAAUAUUAAAAAAUAAUAUACUUAGAUGUAACAAUGCACAGAAUCAAAUUAUUGGUGAUGCUUCGAAUAAUCUUGUACCUCAGAUAAACGAUGAAAACAGAUGCAUGAACCCAGAAAUUUCGACGGCCAGAAAUGGGGAACAAAAUGGGGUUCCUGUUAAUAUUGCAUCUGGUAAUGAGCACACAUUAUUAAACUCACAUCUGAAUAAUACAAAUAUGUUUAAUGGCGAUACAAGAACCGAUUGUCAUGCUAGUGGAAAUGGUGAAAACCAAAUCGGGGGUAUAAACGAGGAAUUAAAUAAAAUACAAGAUAUAAAGGAAAAAGAUGCACAACAAAAUGAUGAAGAAGAACUUAAUAAACAAAAAACCAAUUCAGGAAUGAAAAAAACGAAAAAGAUUUAUAAUAGACGCUCGAAAAUAGUAAAAAGUGAAAAUGUGACUGAAUCAAAUUCAUCAGGUGAUAGCCCUCGUAAACCAUCUAAAAUUCGAAAGAAAAAUGGGAAUCAUAAAAUGGGUUCUAGUACAGAUGCAAUUUGCUCAAACAAGGUACAGGAAACUGAUUCUGCUGAUAAUAUACGAGUUAAAGACGAGAUAGAAGAAAGAACAGGAAACGGAAACUUAGAAAGAACUCAAGAAUCAAUCGGAAGUUCACAAGGUUUUAGUGACAAAGAAAAUGAUGGACAGACAAUUGGAUGUAGCACACCUAUACCUAAUGAUAAUUGCAACAUGCCAAAUAUUAAUGACAAAAAUAAAUCUAUGCAUAACUCAAAUGGAGAAAAAGAGUUUACUAACAUGAAUCCAUAUAUUCAUAACUAUGGUUCUGGUACAAUUAAUAAAGAUAGCAAAAAUACAUUUAAAAAUUCAGACCAAGGAAAUAAUAUAGGAAUGAUAAACCAACUAUGUCAAGCUCGUGAACAUCCACAAUUUGGGGUUCCUAAUUUUGACACAUCAAACGGCGGAAUAGAUAGAGGUGCAAAUAUAUAUCCCCAUUUUAUAUACGAGCAAUUAAGUAAACCUAUUAGUAUACCAGUGGCAGGUGAAUUAAAAAAAAAUAAUGUAAAUGGUAAUGAAAGAAUGUAUAAUAGUGAGAUGAAUCCAGGAUAUUGUCCAGAUAAUUCUAAUGGUGGUAAUAUAUUUCCAUAUAAUGGAAAAAUGAAUAUUAAUAAUAAUUAUUACAAAAACCCAAAUCAAUUAAAUAUGGAAUGUAUGGGAGGUAAUCAUUUUGAAGAGUUUCCAGGAUAUAGAAAUGAGAUGUUUAAUAAUGCUUAUGAUGGUUGUAAUGGAAUACCACCUAUAAUGAAUAAUAAUCGGUUUCUUAAUAAUGGGUCACCAUUUGGAAUGCAAGAUAUAAUAAAUAUGAAUAGCAAUAUAGGAAAUAUAAUAAAUGGUGAAGAGAAUAUAUUACAUAAUGGAAACUUAGAUCGAAAUAAAUUAUGGGCAGAUACAGUAGUUAAUAAUGGUAUACCAAAUCUAAUGCAUAAUAAUUCUCCUAACAUGAACAAUAUGUUUGAAUAUCCUAUGGGUUCAAAUUUUUCAAAUUGUGAAAAUAUGGGGCCAAACAAAUUAGUUGGUAUAGGAAACAAUAAUCAUUUGCCAGUAUCAAAUAAUAUAGGAGAAUAUGAUAUGCCUAACAAAUCUAUGCAAAAUAGUAGUAACUAUAUUAGUACAGAUACAAAUGAAGAUAGACAGUUUGAUGAGAUAAAUCAAUUUUUAAUGAAUAAUGAAAAUAAUUUACAUCAAAAUCAAAUGCAUAUGAACUUUAAUAAUAAUCAAAAUAGCAACAUGCCAAAUAUGUGUAAUGGAAUGGACCCCAAUUAUGAUGCUGGUAAUAUUGGGAAUGUUGAAAAUGCUGAAAAUGGGAAAACGCAAAACAAAAAUGCAAAAAAUGGUAAUGGUACUCGAAAGGGUGGUAAGUAUAAAAAAUCGAAAUCUUUUGGAGGUACUAUAAAAAAAGGAGGAACAGUUUUUAAUUUAGAUUUAGAAUCAUAUAGAAUUAAAAAAACGCCACUUUGUAUAUAUUCGGUAAGGGAUAUAUGUAAUAAUUAUAAGCUUAGCAAAAAACAUAUAAAAUAUACAAAUUCCUAUGAAGUAGCAGUAGAUUGUGAUUGUACUAUACAUCAUAGUAUCCAGUGCGUUAAGGAUUAUGUUGUUUUUUUAAAGGAAGAACAUUUAAAAAAAAAAAAAAAAAAUGAACAAAAUAAAUCUGGAUUGAGAAAUAAAUCGAAUAGUAAAGGUCGUAAACAAAAUAAAAAUUCAGAAAAUGGAAAGGAACCAAAUAAAGAUGAUGGGAAAAAUGAUACUCAAGGGGGAGAAGCACAAAAAACAGACGUAAAAGUAGAAAAUGAAACAGACCCUAUUGUGAAAGUUCCCAUAAAAACAGAACAGGUAGAGAGCGAAGCUGAGCAAAAAGGUUGUAAUGAUCCAAAAAAAGAUGUAAAAGAAAGUGCCAAAAUAAAUGUAAAAAAAGAUGUAGAAGAAAAUGCGAAGGAAAGUGCCAAAAUAAAUGUAAAAAAAGAUAUGGAAGAAAAUGCGGAGGAAAACGAAAAGGAGAGUGCAAAGGAAAGUGCAAAAGUAAACGUGAAAAAAGAUGAGGACGAAGUUGUGAAAAAGGAACCCGUGGAGAACAAAGGAGUUGAAGUAAAGAAGGAAAAUUGCAAAAAUGGUGAAGAAAAAGGCGAUGGAAAUAAAGAAAAAGAAAGUGAUAAAGAAAAAGAAAAGAAUAAAGAAAAAGAUGAUGAAGAUGACGAUGAAGAUGAAGAUGAGGAAGAGGAUGAGGAAGAAGAUGAUGAGGAUGCAGACGAGGAAGAGGAAGAUGGAGAAAGUAGUAUAUAUAACUUAAGCCAAUGUAAUAAUAUAUUAUAUAAUAUAAAUAAAAUAUGGCACCCAGGAUUUAAUAGACCAUUAGGUGAUGUUGGAAGAAAAUUAGUUUUAAAAGAAAUUAGGGAACAUCAUCAUAGGGAUCCUAAAAAAACAACAGACUUAUUAUUAGAAAGAGGUUUAGAUUAUGGAAAAGUUCGAUUUAUGAGAGUAAAUGAAUUAUAUCAUUAUAUGUAUGCAUUAGAUAGUUUUGAAUAUGCAAUAAAAAUAUCAUUAGAAUUUGGAUCAAACAUUAGAAUGAGUACCAUUAGUAAUAGAGUAGAUCAUGCAUCUUUAUGUUUAAAUUUAAAAAGUGGCUAUUCAUAUUGUUUGAUAUGUUGCUCACAAAGACCAGAUAUUUAUGGAUUAUAUUCUAGUAUAAAUUUAAUGCAAAAUAUGUUACUCCUACAAAGUUCUUAUAAAUAUCUGAACAAGUUUGCGAGAAAAACAAAACUUCCAAAGAAAGACAAGCUAGCUAGAGCCAUGCGAAAAAAUAUGGAAAGAAAACGAAACGGUAAUAAUAAAUUAGUUAUCCUUUCUGCUGAGUGUGUAUCUAACCUUUUAUAUAAAGAAAAGAAAAAUAAUAAAAAAAACACUGAGAAAAGUAAUGAUCAAAGUAAUGAUAAAAAUAAUGAUAAAAGUAAUGAUAAAAAUAAUGAUCAAAGUAAUGAUAAAAAUAAUGAUAAAAGUAAUGAUCAAAGUAAUGAUCAAAGUAAAAAAGGCGAUCAAAAUAAUAAGAAAGAUACUGAUAAAAUUAAAAAAGAAGAUCAAAAUAAUGAUCAAAAUGAAAAAGACGAUAAAAAUAAUGUAUGCAACUCUGACUCUUUAGAUGAUAUAGAGAGUGGAUUGUCUGACUAUGAAAAUUUAACUAAAAUAAAGGAAGCAUUGAAAGAAAACGAAGAGAUUUGCAAUAAGUAUCCUGAAGAAGAUAUAGAAGAACGACAUAGAUAUUAUAUGAUUCAAAAAAAUUGGGACUAUAAAAAAAAUAAAAUCAAUAAAAAUGAUACACAAUGUUCUACUACUUGUUUUGAUGAUAAUAAAUUUUCAAAUACAAAAAAAGAUAAUACUAACGAUUAUAUUAUUGAAAAUGAUAAAACGGAUUCAUAUAAUAAUUUAGAUGUAAAUAUAAUAUAUGACGAUAAUACAAAUGAAUCAAUAAUUUAUGAGUCAGCUAAUAAAUAUAAUUACGGAAAUAGAUAUAGUCUUAAUGAAAAUAAUUUGUAUAGUACUCGUAAAAAUGUAAAAAAUAAUAAACAAAUAUAUUAUGAAAGUGAAACAGAAGAUAAAAAUGAGGAUAACUUACAUCAAGAGGAGUAUAAAAAUGUAAAUCAAAAUAAUUUCCUUGAUCAUAAAAAUUAUAAUGAAAUUGAGGAGGACCAAAAUUAA
This is a messenger RNA of Plasmodium vinckei vinckei, 4818 nucleotides long. RefSeq names its product conserved Plasmodium protein, unknown function. Bases 1 to 4818 code for a protein of 1605 amino acids. NCBI's taxonomy places the organism in Eukaryota, Apicomplexa, Aconoidasida, Haemosporida, Plasmodiidae. The record is from RefSeq and is a predicted model, not a curated record. The transcript is spliced from 2 exons.